Messenger RNA from Vollenhovia emeryi, 2730 nucleotides. Its product is annotated as progestin and adipoQ receptor family member 4. The coding region runs from base 250 to 1143 and encodes 297 amino acids. Gene Ontology annotation, molecular function: signaling receptor activity. The record is from RefSeq and is a predicted model, not a curated record. The transcript is spliced from 5 exons. Gene Ontology annotation, cellular component: membrane. NCBI's taxonomy places the organism in Eukaryota, Metazoa, Arthropoda, Insecta, Hymenoptera, Formicidae.
GCAGUGGCGACGUCGCCGCCGUUGAGGCCGCUGAGGGCUCGCGCUGACGGCUCUCGGAGGCGACCCACCCGCUUCGUCCGCUGGCCGGACCGAUCACCCUCUUCCCCGAGGUAGCGGGCAGCGCGCGUUCGCCGUUGCACGACGCCGUUCCGGGACGACGAGCGACCGCGCCAUGCGGCGGCGGUGUCGGGCUCGCCGCACCAGGACGACACCGACACGUACGGAGCGCGGCGUCAGGACGACAAGGGGAUGCCCGGCGGCGUUGCCGAGGCGCCGCGUCCGAAGGAGACGCCGGCCGAGGUCCUGCUGCUGCGAUGGAGCGACAUGCCGCAGCACCUCCAAUUCAAUCCCCACAUCCUCACCGGCUACAGGCCGCUCAUGACCAUCCGCCAGUGCCUCGGUAGCCUUUUCUACAUCCACAACGAGACCGUCAACAUCCUGACGCACGGAUUCGCUAUUCUGUACAUGUUGGUGACUGUGCCACUUCUACUCCCAUGGAACACAAAAGGGACACUCGUGGGAAUUCUGUCCUGGUGCCACUUGAUCGGCGCCGUUAGCCCGUGGAUCGGAUCCUUCCUGUACCACCUCUUCAUGAACGUAAACUACGACGAAGCUUUCUACAGAACACUGCUGAAAGUCGACAUGAUCGGCAUAUGGCUGUGCCAGAGUUUCGGAGCUAUACCGAUGAUGGCAGCCGCUGCUCAUUGCCUUGCCGAUAACGUCUGGUAUUGCUGCAUUUUUAUUUAUUGCUCCCUCAGUAUGUGGGGACUUAUAAAGGCAAUGACUGCGAGAUCACCAUGGGAAAGGCGUUUGUGUUUUGCCCCUCCUUUCUUAAUGAGGAUGCUGGUCAUGACGUUGAGAUGUUUUGGCAUUGGUGGUGGAUCACCCGAGGCUCUUAAUCAUAUAAUAUUACAGGAUCUCAUAGCUGUGAUAGGUGCAACCAUUGGCGCUCUUCGCGUUCCAGAGAAGUGGAUCCCCGGCAGAUUGGAUUUAGUGCUGAAUUCCCAUAACGUGAUGCAUGUAUUGGUCGUCCUAGCGGUAUGUUCUAUGCACACCGCAACCUUGAAGGACCUCGCCUGGAUGUCCGAUCCGUCUACGUGCAAUAAAACAAGCUCUCUUCCUUCGGGUCGCGAAGAAUUGUGAUUGAAUCAUGAAGAACGCGACGGCUUGCUGCAGUCUGUGAUAAAUCGAGCCUAUAACAACCGGCGAUUAGUCGAAUGCUUCGACAUUUGGAGACCAGAAAGUGCUGAAUUCUAUAAUAGAUAAAUUUAAGGAUAUUGAAAAAAAAUAUAUAUAUACAUAUUAUAUAUAUAUAUAUAUAUAAAACACAGAGUUUAAUACAGAGUUACUUAAUUUAUGUGAUUAUUACGGGACGGUUUAGGUACAAUCAUGAGUACAAAGCACAUAUGGUUACUUAUCAUAUCGAAUGUUUAACAGUAAUGGGAUAUUUGUGGGAUAUUUCUUCUGCAAACACAGAGGGGAAAAGUAGAAUUGACGGAAACCGACGGGUAUGAUGCGAGAGAGAUUUAUUUUAUCUAAUGUUUCCGAAAAGAUAACUAUUUUAUUUUAAAAUCUGCUUUUAAUAACAUAACUCUGACAAGUAAUAAUAUAUCGUUUAUCUUUCCAUUAUAAUGAAAUUGAAACAUUUGUAUCAGAGAGAAGUGUAUAUAUUUUUUUUAUUGUAAUGACCGAGGACAUGUCAUUUAAAUUUAAAGCCUCAAAAUUAAUUGCACACGUAUUCUGCACAUUUUAAAAGUGCACGUUUUCCUCAACAACAUUGUGACAUUAUUUUGUAUUUCUUAUGAUUAAAUUGUUAUCGAGGAAUCUAACAAUGAAAUAAAAAAAUCUAUAUCUUUUUUCUAAUAGGAGAGAAAAAUAUAAGAUAAAAAUUCAAGUAUUAGGAGUGAAUCUUACGCGCAAAACAAAUAUCUACGAUGUUUCCUUACAAUUCGCUUAUUCUUUUUACAAAGUUACCUGGAAAACAUAUAAGUCUAUUGAAAGAAGUUAGAAAUUUACUAGAGUCAAUUGUAUGUACUUUAUUAAGGGUAUGUACUUUAUUAAACAUAAUGAGGGAAAGUAUUAAAGGUGAUCUGAAAAGCAAUACAAGCACAUCGUUGUGAUGCAACCUAGAGUUCAGUAGUCUACACGAGCCCGUAGUCAAGAAAUCCAACCGUACUUGAAGGUGGAUGAUACGUAAAUUCAGUUCGAAUACAAAUGAUAAAAAGCCGUCUCAAGCUUACAAGCUAUUUUACUAAAAUAAUCGACAUACAAACAUUGAUUGUGUUGAGAAUAAAUUAAUUUUUUAGAAUUCAGAAAAAUGUAUUUUCUUGUGUGAUUUUUGAAUGUAUUUCAUUUCUCGGAUUAAUAAACUUGUGAUUGUAUUCGAUUGUUAUGUGUAAAACGAAAUUUGAGGAACGGUUUAAAACGAUACAGAGAUGCGAAGGAAUCAAGGAAGAAAUUAGACUCGAGUAGGAUUAAAAGUCUUCGGACCGUGUAGACUUUUAUCAGAGUCAUCCAACAAUAUAUACAUAUAUCUGAACGUCCAUUUCUUUAAAUCAGUUACGCUUUACGAUACAUCCAGAGACGAAAUUAUUUAAAUACAUUAGUGGAUACUGGUUCGAUUCCACUAUAGUAAGAUAAUUCGUCGUUCAGGUGAUACUGAACCCAUAAUAAAAUUAUUCUAAAGAUCAGCUAAAUCUAUUUCAAUGCAGAAAUAGGAAAACUAGAAAU